UGCUGGCAGGGGAGUUGGCCGGCUGCAGCCAUGAAACUGGUGCUGUUGCUGGCCCUCAUCCUCUGGGUUCAGGCCGGGGGGGCUAGCAGGGGGGCCCCCAAGAUGCCCUCCAAGGAGCUGAGCCCCCCAUCUGCUCUGGGUCCCAAAAACCAUAGCUCCCCAUCUGCUCCCCUCCCUGAGGACCCAGCCCUCACAAGCGGCCCCCCAGAGAAGCUGAGCGCCCAGGAUCCAGCCCCACAACUGAGCCCCAUGGAGGGGCAGCUGGUGCUGGGGAAGGGGCCACCCCCCUGGCGGAGCAAUGCCCCCCGGCUGCAGAGGGGCAGAGCCCGGCCAGGCGCGCAGCUCGAGGGGGGACCCAUCAUGCCCUCACUGCCCACCACCUGCCUCCUCUCCGAGUCGGCCAUCGCCUGCAGCAACGUCCACAUGAAGCAGGUGCCAGCGCUGAGCGACCCUGGGCUGAAAAUGCUCUACCUGGCAGACAACGAGAUCUCCCGGCUGCCACGCGGGGCCUUUGCGGGGCUCCCCAACCUGCAGUGGGUGGAUCUCAGCAAGAACCAGCUGGACUCCAAGGGCCUGCACCCCAAGGCCUUCCAGAACCUGACCCAGCUGAAGCGGCUGAAUCUGGAUGGGAACCGUCUCAGGAGGAUCCCGGUGCUGCCCCCGUCCCUGCUGGAGCUCAAAGUGAACGACAACAGGCUCCAGGGCCUGCAGAGAGACACCUUCCGAGGCCCCCGUCUCUCGGCAGGGCUCGAUAGGCUGUUGACCCUGGAGCUGGAAGGAAACGACCUGCAUGACGGGAACGUGAUCCCAACGUCCUUCGCAGCCUUGCACGGACUCAUGUACCUGCGGCUGGAUCGGAACCGGUUCCGGGCCAUCCCCUCAGGCCUGCCCUCCACCCUGCAGGAGCUGCAUCUCGACUCCAAUCACAUUGAGGAGGUGCGGGAGGGGCUGCUCAACAAGACCCUGAACCUCAGCGUCCUGGUUCUGAGCAACAACAGGCUCCAGGAGGAUGGGAUUGCGCCACGGGCUUGGAUCGACCUCCCGAAGCUGGAGUCCCUGGACCUCUCCUACAACCGACUGGUGCACGUGCCGUCCUUCCUGCCGCGCCGGCUGCGCCAACUGACGCUGCACCACAACCGCAUCGAGCGCAUCCCGGGCUAUGUCUUCGCCCACCUGCGCCCGGGGCUGGAGUUCCUGCACCUCUCUCACAACCGCCUGCGGGCUGAGGGCGUCCAUGCCACCUCCUUCGCCGGGCUGGGCCGCUCGCUGGCCGAGCUGCUCCUGGACCACAACCGGCUGCAGGCCGUGCCCCGCGGGCUGCUGGGCCUCAAGGGGCUGCAGGUCCUGCGGCUGAGUCACAACCUCAUCAGGUGUCUGAUGGGAUCCAGAUGUGGGCCUGGCUUGUGUGUGUGCGUGUGCGUCCGGCAUCCAGCUCCCAGCGAGGGAAUCCACCCAGCCAGACCCACAGCGCCGCCCGGACGGACCUGUGCUGCUUCAGCGUGCGCAUUGCCCCCGAACUCCCACAGCCCCACCAUGCUGCGUGUGCUGCUCCUGGUGGCCCUGCUGGGCCUGGCGGGGGCGCUGCCCUUCGAGCAGACGGCCUUCUGGGAUUUCUCCAUGGACGACGGCCCGGCCCUGCAGAACGACGAAGAGGCCUCGGGCAUCUUCCCCACCUCGGGGGUCCCUGACUUCGAGGACGUCGUCACCACCUACGGGGGCCUGUGCCCGUUCGGCUGCCACUGCCACUUGCGGGUGGUGCAGUGCUCUGACCUGGGCCUGAGGACGGUGCCCAAGGAAAUCGCCCCUGACACGAAGCUGCUGGAUCUGCAGAACAACCAGAUCACGGAGCUGCGGCGCGACGACUUCAAGGGGCUGCAUCACCUCUACGCCCUGGUGCUGGUGAACAACAAGAUCUCGCGGGUGCACGAGAAGGCCUUCAGCCCCCUGCACCGCCUGCAGAAACUCUACAUCUCCAAGAACCUGCUGGCCGAGAUCCCGCCCAACCUGCCGCCCUCCCUGGUCGAGCUGCGCAUCCACGACAACAAGAUCCGCAAGGUGCCCAAGGACGUCUUCAAGGGGCUCGCCAACAUGAACUGCAUCGAGAUGGGGGGCAACCCCUUGGAGAACAGCGGAUUCGAACCCGGCGCCUUUGACGGCCUGAAGCUGAAUUAUCUGCGCAUCUCAGAGGCCAAACUGACAGGUGUCCCCAAAGACCUGCCUGAGACCCUGAACGAGCUGCACCUGGAUCACAACAAAAUCCAAGCCAUUGAACUGGAAGAUCUGAUCCGCUACGGCAAGCUGGCCAGGCUGGGGCUGGGGCACAACGCCAUCCGGAUGAUCGAGAACGGGAGCUUGGCCUUCGUCCCAGCGCUCCGGGAGCUGCACCUCGACCACAACCGGCUCUCCCGCGUGCCCUCCGGGCUGCCCGGCCUCCGCUUCCUGCAGGUGGUGUACCUCCACGCCAAUGACAUCACGCAGGUGGGAGUGAACGAUUUCUGCCCCGUGGGGUUCGGGGUGAAGCGAGCCUAUUACAACGGAAUCAGUCUCUUCGGGAACCCGGUCCCCUACUGGGAGGUGCAGCCGGCCACCUUCCGCUGCGUCACCGACCGCCUGGCCAUCCAGUUCGGCAACUACAAGAAAUAAGGGG
Malaclemys terrapin pileata is the source of this 2647-nucleotide messenger RNA. It is a transcript of the gene BGN, whose product is annotated as biglycan. Lineage: Eukaryota; Metazoa; Chordata; Testudines; Emydidae. The transcript is spliced from 15 exons. Gene Ontology annotation, cellular component: extracellular matrix. The coding region runs from base 31 to 2643 and encodes 870 amino acids. The record is from RefSeq and is a predicted model, not a curated record. Gene Ontology annotation, biological process: positive regulation of cell-substrate adhesion; extracellular matrix organization. Gene Ontology annotation, molecular function: protein binding; collagen V binding; heparin binding.